AUGAGCGCGAAGGACUCGCGGCUGCCGCUGGGCGCUGUGCGCACCGCCGACGGGGAGGUGGUGGUGCCGGCGUCGCGUCGGGCGGACGGCUCCACGCGCAAGCCCAUCCGCAUCCGCCAGGGCUACGUGCCGCAGGACGAGGUGCCCAAGUACAAGACCGUCGCGCAGCGACGACGCGAACAAGAGGCCAAGCGAGCCGCAGAGGAGAAAUCGAGUGGCGACCCUGCGGUUGAUGAACUGUCGCUGGAUAAACUCUCGCUGGAGCAGAAGAGGGAGGCGCCGGCAGCGCGAGAGCGACCGCGUACGGGCGGCGACAGAGCUCCACGGCAAGAGCGAGAGCGUCGGCAGCCGCCUAAAAAAGACAUGAAAACACCGAGGGAUUCUGGUGCUGGGGCUGCUGUCGAGUCGUCGACGGGAGAUCGCCAGCAGCAGCUGAAGCGGCAGCUGACGAAGAUCAAUAAGCAACUCAAAGACAUCGCGAAGCUGCAGGAUGCAGACGCUGCGUCUCUCACGACGCAGCAGAAGCAGAAGAUCGAGCAGAAGACAGCGCUGCAGCAGCAGCGAAACGAGAUCAUUGCGGAGCUGAAUGGCGCCACCGUCACGAGAAGCAGCGCAUCGACUACCGGACCCCGACCCAAAGUAGCAAUUAGUUUGUAG
This is a messenger RNA of Phytophthora sojae, 657 nucleotides long. RefSeq lists its product as hypothetical. Gene Ontology annotation, biological process: exon-exon junction complex disassembly. Bases 1 to 657 code for a protein of 218 amino acids. The record is from RefSeq and is a predicted model, not a curated record. The transcript has 2 exons. Gene Ontology annotation, molecular function: RNA binding. Lineage: Eukaryota; Oomycota; Peronosporomycetes; Peronosporales; Peronosporaceae. Gene Ontology annotation, cellular component: cytoplasm; exon-exon junction complex.